GCGGCCCCCGCCCCUGGAAACGCUUUGCUCGCGGCGCUAUCUGCUCUAUAAAGUUGUUGUUGCGGCUUCCGCCGCGGGUAGAGGAAGAUGGCGUCGGGCGGUGGUGGCUGUAGCGCCUCUGAGAGACUCCCUCCACCCUUCCCCGGCCUGGAAUCAGAGUCCGAAGGGGUCGCCGGAGGGUCAGAACCCGAAGCUGGGGACAGCGACACCGAGGGGGAAGACAUUUUCACCGGUGCCGCUACGGCUAAUAAGCCACAGUCUCCAAAGAGAAUUGCAUCCAUUCUUCCCAUCAACAAUGGCUCCAAAGAAAAUGGGCUUCACGAGGAACAAGACCAAGAACCACAAGAUCUCUUUGCAGAUGCCACAGUGGAGCUAUCCCUGGACAGCACACAGAAUAAUCAGAAGAAGGGGCCAGCCAAGAUGCUCAUCUCACCUCCCCCUCAGGAAGCCAUGAAUUCUCCUAAGCCCCAACCAAGCUAUGAGGAGCUAGAGGAAGAAGAACAGGAGGACCAGUUUGAUUUGACAGUCGGUAUCACGGAUCCCGAGAAGAUAGGGGACGGGAUGAAUGCCUACGUUGCCUACAAAGUUACAACACAGACCAGCUUACCAAUAUUCAGAAGUAAACAGUUUUCAGUGAAAAGAAGAUUUAGUGACUUUCUGGGUCUUUAUGAAAAGCUGUCAGAGAAACACUCUCAGAAUGGCGUCAUUGUGCCUCCUCCACCAGAGAAGAGCCUGAUAGGCAUGACAAAAGUGAAAGUGGGAAAGGAAGAUUCUUCAUCGGCAGAAUUUUUGGAAAAAAGAAGGGCCGCCUUGGAACGGUACCUUCAGAGGAUUGUGAACCAUCCUACCAUGUUACAGGAUCCUGAUGUCAGGGAAUUUUUGGAAAAAGAAGAGCUGCCACGUGCCUUGGGUACACAGACCUUGAGUGGGGCUGGCCUCCUCAAGAUGUUUAACAGAGCCACAGAUGCGGUCAGCAAGAUGACCAUCAAGAUGAACGAGUCCGACUUCUGGUUUGAGGAGAAGCUCCAGGAGAUAGAGUGUGAGGAGCAGCGCUUACGGAAACUGCAUGCUGUUGUAGAAACCCUAGUCAACCACAGGAAAGAGCUAGCUCUGAACACAGCCCAGUUCGCCAAGAGCCUGGCCAUGCUCGGGAGCUCCGAGGACAACACGGCGCUGUCGCGGGCGCUCUCCCAGCUGGCAGAGGUGGAGGAAAAGAUCGAGCAGCUCCACCAGGAACAGGCCAACAGUGACUUCUUCCUCCUGGCCGAGCUCCUCAGUGAUUACAUCCGCCUCCUGGCCGUCGUCCGUGCUGCCUUUGACCAUCGCAUGAGGACGUGGCAGCGCUGGCAGGACGCUCAGGCCACACUGCAGAAGAAGCGGGAGGCAGAGGCCCGACUGCUGUGGGCCAACAAGCCAGACAAGCUGCAGCAGGCCAAGGAGGAGAUCACCGAGUGGGAGUCACGCGUGACUCAGUACGAAAGGGACUUUGAGAGGAUCUCAGCAGUGGUCCGGAAAGAAGUGAUCCGUUUUGAGAAAGAGAAAUCCAAGGACUUCAAAAACCACGUGAUCAAGUACCUGGAGACACUCCUGUACUCACAGCAGCAGCUGGCAAAGUACUGGGAAGCCUUCCUUCCUGAAGCCAAGGCUAUCUCCUAAGGGACCAAGGACCCCAGAGCCACCUGCGUGAUGCUGCCUUUUUCUACACUGUCCUCCUCCACCGCGAUGGCCCCCAGUGAUGCAUCCUGUUCAGACCGGACUUUCCCCUCUGCUCACCCUUCAACCACACCUUCCUUCCCUCCCCUGUUUACUCUAACCAUAAUUUCAUUUAGCUUCUAUAUAUAUUUUCUUACCUAAGAGAAUAGUUUCCUGCUUUAAGCAAAAGACCUACAGUAGGUGGUGGAAAUACGGGAUGGGGUGGAAUAUUGAUAUAAAUAUAUAAAUACAAAUGUAUAUUUUUCAGGAUGUGGCUUAGGAACUGGGAAUAACGUUUUCUGUUACUCCUGAUGGUGCCAUGAAAAGAUUAUGUAAUAAAAUAUUUUAAA
This is a messenger RNA of Ochotona curzoniae (black-lipped pika), 2042 nucleotides long. RefSeq names its product sorting nexin 1 (gene SNX1). Gene Ontology annotation, cellular component: endosome; endosome membrane. Bases 88 to 1656 code for a protein of 522 amino acids. Gene Ontology annotation, molecular function: phosphatidylinositol binding. The record is from RefSeq and is a predicted model, not a curated record. NCBI's taxonomy places the organism in Eukaryota, Metazoa, Chordata, Mammalia, Lagomorpha, Ochotonidae. Gene Ontology annotation, biological process: intracellular protein transport; early endosome to Golgi transport. The transcript has 15 exons.